This is a messenger RNA of Lodderomyces beijingensis, 972 nucleotides long. The record is from the annotation of a GenBank genome assembly. NCBI's taxonomy places the organism in Eukaryota, Fungi, Ascomycota, Pichiomycetes, Serinales, Debaryomycetaceae.
AUGAGUGGAUCACACGAGGAGGCAAUCAAGGCCAACAUCGCAUCAUUCGAUGAGGAAUUUGCCAAAAAGUAUGAGCAACGUGAGAGUCAACAGCUCCUAGCUAUAUUGUUUGUGAAAUAUCUCCUUGAACUAAACGUACACGAUAAGCCAGUAAAGAGAAAAACACCCGAGGAAUCAAGUGUGAUUGUUGGCAAUCCCGACAAGUUCAACGGUGGGUUUUCGAUCGAGUCGUCCUUACCGGACCCCAAGACAUACCUCAAGGAGUACCCGCAUGCCAUUUUCCGUCCCGGAAUGAAGUUGUUGGAUUUCGCAUGUGGCACGGGGAUGGUCACCGAGUUGUUUGUGCCGUAUUUGACAGCGCAAGGCCAACAAUCUGAAAUUGUCGGUAUUGACAUUGGUGCAGCAUUUUUACAAUAUUUCAACAACAGAGCCACCAAGAUCAACAGCUCGCUGGAAAUCGACAUGAGAUCGUAUCAAUACGACAUCUUGGAUGCUGAAUUGCAACCGCAACUCAGCGAGCAAUUUGAAAGUCACUUUGAUGCUAUAGUAUGCACACUUUCAUAUCACCAUAUUCACAAUUAUGAACAAGUUACCAAGAAAUUGGCAACUUUCUUACGUCCCGGAGGUUGGCUAUUCAUUGUGGAUUUUUAUAACGAGGAUGUUGAGAGAGUAGGUGCGGAUCCCCUGAAUCCUGCUGUUUUGAGCCAUGCCGUGCAGCAUAUGGGUGGAUUGAAAGUCGAUAAGCUCAAUCACACGUUGGCCAAUAUCUCCGAGUUGACCAACGUUAGUAGCGCAAGAGAGUUUCGUGCUUGGAUCUGGCAACCGGCAAGCUUUAUUGAAAGUCAUUGCACGGGUGAAAUCACGGGCAAGUUGUCACGUGGCGAAUUGAGACAAAGACAGGGUGUUGACAGUGAGAUAGAAUACUUGGUUGACGUGAGCUUGAUUUACGCCAUCGGCCAAAAGCCCUGCUAG